Molecule: messenger RNA, 917 nt
Organism: Anopheles arabiensis
Lineage: Eukaryota; Metazoa; Arthropoda; Insecta; Diptera; Culicidae
Product: sodium- and chloride-dependent GABA transporter 1-like
Exons: 5
Coding region: 312-641 (109 amino acids)
Biological process (GO): sodium ion transmembrane transport
Cellular component (GO): membrane
Source: RefSeq, a predicted model, not a curated record
UACUGGUUCAGCUGUACCAUUAUCGUCCGAGCUCCGCGGUUCGCACCAGUUUCGGUCAGUUGUUGUGCACGAGCCGAGCGGUUAGGAUGUCCCCAGUCGAUCGGGGGACUUUGGAGGCGUUCAGCGCCAACAAGCAUUAGGACCCAGUUUUUCAACUAUUGAAUACUUCAAAAUGAGGAGCUGAUCCAAGCAGCGCCUAAAACCAUGCAAAACGCAUCACAAAAACGGCUUUGCCGGGCAAUGCCACACCAUUUGGAGCGUUGGACAACGCUGUAACUACAACUUGCAGAAGUGCUCCCGUCCCCGGAAGAAUGUUCUUAACAGUGUCUGUGUGUUUGCGUGUGUGUGUGUGUGUGUGUGGGCGUGUGACUGGGAUAAUGUGUGGCGUAUUCAUCUUCAACAUCGUGCAGUGGACACCGAUCAAGUACCUCGGCUACUCGUACCCGCUGUGGGCCCACGCGUUCGGCUGGUUCACCGCCCUGUCGUCCAUGCUGUGCAUCCCGGGCUACAUGAUCUGGCUGUGGAGAAACACCCCCGGCGAUCGCGCUAAUAAAAUUCGACUGAUCGUUCGAAUCGAGGACAGCGUGAGCCAGCUGCGGGAGAGAAUGCAGGCCGACGCCGAGAAGGGCAUGGAGCUGUAACGGGCUUCGCAGGGCGCACUCGCAGCUUCGAUAUUUUGCGUUUAAUUCAAUUCUUUCCCCCAUCCACCCGCGCCAAGAUACCAGCUUUCCAGCAAAGUAACAACUCAACCAUUAAAACCCAUUAUUUAACUAUCAUACCGAGUUCCGAGAGACGCAUUGUUUUGUAACGUUUGUGUUUCUUUGUUUUUUUUUUUAAUUUUAUUUUUUGAUAUAUUUUUUUUAUACAGACAUAUUUAUAUAAACCUUCACAUAAAAUAAGCCGGUUUGGAUCUCCAA